Tachysurus fulvidraco (yellow catfish) is the source of this 2836-nucleotide messenger RNA. RefSeq names its product acyl-CoA dehydrogenase family member 10. The transcript has 16 exons. NCBI's taxonomy places the organism in Eukaryota, Metazoa, Chordata, Actinopteri, Siluriformes, Bagridae. The coding region runs from base 819 to 2138 and encodes 439 amino acids. The record is from RefSeq and is a predicted model, not a curated record.
ACAAUGAUGUUAUUCAAACCAGAGGAAGUGGAAGGAAAGGUGGGAGUUAUCCUGUACAUACUACAGGGUGCUAUCUAUAACGUCACAUACGCGCAUCCUGACCAAACGCGCGUGAGAAGAAAGACGCGCACACGCGCACCCUGAGCGGAAACGUGCACCUGAGCGGAAACGCGCGUGAGAAAAAAGAAAAAAGGAGCACGCCCGAGCGGACACGCCCACACACGUGUAGGUAAAAAGUGAGAAUUUUCCGAAAAUUUGGCUAUGACUUCGCGUCUUUGGAUUUUCCACAACGGAACAGAACAUCUACGAUCUUCUAAGCAUUGAGAGCAUGGCCUUUUCAAUAGAACAAGACCAGCCUAUCUGACGCAAUUGUCUGUGAAAACGUAUCAAACAAACGCGACCCUUCCAGGACAGUUGUAUUGAGAUUAUUUCUGGCGACGAGUCUUCUACAACGCACGCGCUAGGCCUAAGAACGGGGGAACAUCCGGGGUCUAUCCAAAAGUCGAUAGCUGUAGUAACCCCCACAGCUCAGACCAGUUUUACAAACUACGGAAGACACCGGAACAACGUCUGACUACUCUGACUCCGAUAGUUCAGAUUUUUUGGAUACCGUCAUUGAAGGAGUAAGAAACUACAAUCAAUCCCUUGAAGAAAAUUUCAACAUUGGAGACACUCUUCAGGAUUUUUUUCAGCUAAGGGAUAGAAUAACUGAAAACUUUGAGCAUGUCUACAAAUGGGAAAAUGAGAAUUUCGUCCCUGCUGGCACUAUAGGACAAGCUAUAAAGACAGGGGGCAAUAACAACUCCUGGAGCAAAUAUAUGAGAGGAGAGCUGGGGCCGGAGGAGUUUGUGGAAGCCUUUAGUCGGGACUGCAGUCAAAUUGCAGGCUUUAAGGUCCAUAUCGGCCCUUUGCAUUCCGCGCUGACUGGAGGCUCCAUGUCACAGCCUGUGACUGUUAUGAUAGAUGCUGUGCAGCGUGCUCGUGUCGAGGGGUUCAAGACUGCUGUUCUUAGCAACAACUUUCUGUUGCCUGGAGGAAAGUCCUACCUCCCUCUAAAUACCUCUUUCUUUGACGUUAUUAUAGAGUCCUGCAGAGUGGGUUUAUGUAAGCCAGAUCUCAGGAUCUAUCAGCUGUGUGCUGAAAGACUGGGAGUCUCACCACAUGAAGCAGUAUUUCUGGAUGACUUGAGUUUCAAUGUGGAGGCUGCAGGGCAAUUAGGAAUGCAUGGUAUCACAGUUAGAGAUCAUGAAUUGGCUGUAAAGGAGCUAGAGAAAGUCCUGAAGAUACCAUUGUCUGUGUAUAGUUCUGGAACUCUGUCUGUAAGCCAGAAUCAGCAGCUUACCCAGUAUCUCAAGAAAGCUACUCAGCUGCCACUUACAGAAAACAUUAUUAUGCGACACCUGAGCCAGAGUUACUUGACUGAUUCCACGUACCUGUUGACCUGUGGACAGCAUCAGUUUGUCCUGAAGAAGAAACGAAGCUCUGAAGCUCUGCAGAAGGAAUGCAGGCUUAACGUUCUUAGAGAGGCCAAAUUCCCUGUACCUAGUGUUAUUUACCAGGAUGAGAUGUCCAGCAAUGUCCUAGGAACCCCAUUUUACCUGACCUUUUACUGUCCAGGUCGAGUGUUUAUUGACCACUCUAUACCAGGAGAGGAUUCUUGUGGGAAGAGAUGUGUAUAUGAGACUAUGAUAAAAACUCUCUGUCAGAUAAACAGAGUAGACCUGGAAACCACAAGUCUGGAGAACCGAAGAGAUCCAGAGAACCCUGAUGUGAGGGCAGUACUGGGCUGGAGUCUUUCUACUGUAGGAGACCCGCUUGUUGAUGUGGCUACCUGUUGUAUGUCACACUUCCUCCCUGCUACUGCAUCUACACAACCAGGGAGGUUUUUUGCUAUGAUGGGUAUCCUAAGUGCAGAGGAAAUAUUUGAUCUGUAUAGAAAAGAAAUGGGAUUGGAGUAUAUUCCAAACUGGCAGUUCUACAUGGCUUUCUGCUCGUUCCGCCAGGCUGCUAUCUUACAGACAAAUUAUAAAACAUCACUCAAAGUCACAAGAAACACAAACAAAGUAGAAGACAUUGUACACCUGGCAUGGGACUUUGCUACUAAAGAAGGCUUUCGUGUCUUUAAUGCUUUGCCUUGAGCAGCAAGCCUUUGAGAAGGUAAUGACAAUAGAACAUAACAUCAGUGUCUGUGCUGGACAGUCAGAUAUCAGGGAGUUGUACUACUCAGUAAGCUACAUGUAAAUACUAGACAGAAGGCCGAAUAUUGUAUACCAUAAAAUAGCUUUAUAUAGCCACUAUAUAGGUGAGGAAAGAAGUUUAUUCAACCUAUCAAUCCUCAGACAAAGCAGUAGAACUGCCCUUGUUUAGUAGUGUUCAUGUAUAAAAACAGUAUUUUAAAUAAAUUGCAAUGUAACUUUUGCAUUUGCAUAAUUAAUCCUUAAAAGACCUUAAUCUCUCAUUACUCAACAGUGCUGUACCAACAUUUACCAAGGUUAUGUUUGACAGUCUGAAGUUCAACACUGCUUUGUAACCUGAUAAGGCUCUAAACAGAGCAUGAUGAUGCUUGUAAAACUGCAUUAUUAUACAAAUGUACCUUGCAUAUGAUGUGAUAGUGUUUUGAUUGAUCAAAUGAUUUCAAAAAGUUUUUUCAUGUUUUUUAAUGAAAUAGGGUUUGAACUGUACAAUAAAGUUUGAUUGCACCAUAUAAGAUUACAUUCUCUAAUUAUUUCAGUGCUGCUGCUGUGCUAGGUUUCGCAUCCACAAUGGGGCCAGUGGUUGUUAUGGCACAACAUUCUUAUGAGAUGUGGUGUUACCAGUGGGGCAGAACAAAGCAUUU